Theobroma umbraticum is the source of this 1369-nucleotide messenger RNA. RefSeq names its product delta(14)-sterol reductase-like. NCBI's taxonomy places the organism in Eukaryota, Viridiplantae, Streptophyta, Magnoliopsida, Malvales, Malvaceae. Gene Ontology annotation, cellular component: endoplasmic reticulum membrane. The record is from RefSeq and is a predicted model, not a curated record. Gene Ontology annotation, biological process: sterol biosynthetic process. Gene Ontology annotation, molecular function: Delta14-sterol reductase activity.
ACAAUCAGAGCUUUACUCAUCUCUUAACUUCCUCUGGAUUUUUCCCGAUUCUUCAUCUUUUUCUCAAUACUCAACAAGUACUACAACUACCAGUUUUGCAUAUAUAUGUACCUGCAAUCAUAGCUGAUAUCAUUCAAAGGGAUUUGAAGAGCAGAAAAUGGAGCUGGGUUUUCUUCUGCACGCCUUAAUUCCGUCCUGGAACUCUGUUGGUAUAUUGGCCAUAUAUCUCGCCUACAUUGCGAUUGCUUCAUUUAUAUUACCUGCAAAAGUUGUUCCUGGAAUGAUCAUGCAGGAUGGCACUCGUCUUCAUUAUCGCUGCAAUGGGUUGUUAACUCUACUUUCGUUAAUUGGCCUUCUUGGGCUUGGUUCUAAAAUGAAUUUAGUAUCACCCACGCUGAUAUCAGACAGAGGACUGGAGCUGCUAUCAGCAUCUUUUAUAUUCAGUUUUCCUUUAACUACAGCUCUCUACAUUGCUGGCUGCAGGUGCAGCAGUCAAGCUUCCUCGUUAAAGCCUAAUUUAACAGGAGACUUAAUACUUGACUGGUAUAUGGGAGUACAGCUAAAUCCUCAUUUUAUGGGUAUUGAUCUCAAAUUCUUCUUUCUUAGAGCUGGGAUGAUGGGAUGGAUACUCAUCAAUCUAUCAAAUCUAGCAAAAAGUGUCCAAACUGGCACCUUGAGUCUGUCAAUGAUCCUCUACCAACUAUUCUGUCUGAUACAUGUUAUGGAAGUUUUGUAUCAUGAGGAGCAGUUGACCUCCAACUGGGACAUAAUGGUUGAGAGAUUGGGCUUCAUGUUGGUGGGUGGAUUUCUGGUCUGGGCUGCUUUCAUGGGUACCAUCCAGGGUUGGUGGCUUUUGCAUAACCGAGUGGAGUUAUCAAGAGCAGCUGCAAUAGCAACUUGCUUAAUCUAUCUGAUUGGGGUUCUUGGAUAUAGAGGAGCCAAUAAGCAAAAGCAUACAUUCAAAAAGAAUCCUAAAGCACUUAUAUGGGGCAAGCCUCCAAAGGUAAUUGGGGGAAAGUUGCUAGCUUCAGGCUAUUGGGGAAUUGCAAGGCACUAUAACUACUUUGGGGAUUUCUUGCUAUCACUUUCCUUCAGUCUGACUUGUGGCAUAAGUUCUCCAAUUCCAUACAUCUACCCCAUUUGUCUGGUGUUUUUUUUCGUGUCAAGGGAAAGAAGAGAUGAAGCUCGGUGUGCUGAAAAGUACAAAGAAAUAUGGGCAGAAUACUUUAAAGUUGUCCCUUGGAGAAUAAAACCAUACUUGUAUUAGUCACCAAAUGUUGCAGCUGCUGGAAACUUAAGGUUCCGUGUCAGUUAAAAUUCUAUUACGCAAGUAUACGUAUUAAAUAGAUAGUAUAUUAACAAGCAGAGU